CUGUUCCCUUUCCUUGCGAAGUGGUCACUGUUGUGAAAUGGAAUGAUUAAGAAGUGUUACUCCAGAAGUAGAGAAAAGGUAUUUCCCUCUGCUGGCCUUUGUAUGUGGACUACCCUCUGUCAUCCUGUUCAGCCCAUUUAGAUUUUGACUUAAAUGUAGGCUCUUAGUCCGGUGUAAAGCUGAUGGGUGGGAGCAAAGGUAAAGAAUGAUGUAAUGCAGCAGCAGCCAGAAAGCAUCUUUUGUUUGAAUUGUGAAAUGGCUACUCCAUAGUCAUCUCCUGAUGAAUCAGAUGUGAGGGGCUGCUUUGUGGAAUGAACCCUUUGUAACGGCACAUCAACUGGAAGCAGGAGGAGACAUUCAGUUGAAGAGCUCUUUCUGAAAAUGGGUUUAACUUUUCUUUUGCCAGUCACUACCAGCAUGACCUCAUACACUUCUAGUACAAUGGUGUGGCUAAGCCUUUGAGUACACAGCCAUUACAUCAUCGCAGCAAAUUAGAGAGGGAGGUGGUGAAAGAGGCCUUAUUGUUGUCAUGGCCGAUGAGAUGAUCAGGACUCAACUCAUUGUCGCCGAGAAGUUGGUGGCUUUGCUGGAGAGUGGUACAGAAAAGUUGUUGCUGAUUGAUAGCCGCCCCUUUGUGGAAUACAAUACGUCCCACAUCUUGGAUGCCAUCAACAUCAACUGCUCCAAGCUUAUGAAGCGGAGGCUGCAGCAGGACAAAGUUUUGAUUACAGAGCUCAUUCAGCAUUCAGCAAAACACAAGAUUGAAAUUGAUUGCAAGCAGGAAGUGGUGGUGUAUGACCAAAGCUCUAAAGAUGUGACCUCCCUCUCAUCUGACUGCUUUCUUACUGUGCUCCUGGGCAAACUGGAGAAGAAUUUCAGCUCUGUGUAUCUGCUUUCAGGUGGAUUUGCUGAGUUCUCCAGCUCUUUCCCCGGUCUCUGUGAAGGAAAAUCCACGCUCGUCCCUACUUGCAUUUCUCAACCCUGCCUACCUGUCUCCAACAUUGGCCCAACCAGAAUCCUGCCUCAUCUCUAUCUUGGGUGUCAGCGGGAUGUCCUCAACAAGGAGCUGAUGCAGCAGAAUGAUAUUGGCUACGUACUAAAUGCCAGCAAUACUUGUCCAAAGCCUGAUUUUAUUCCGGAAUCCCAUUUCCUGAGAGUGCCUGUGAACGACAGCUUUUGUGAGAAAAUUUUACCUUGGUUGGAUAAAUCAGUCGAUUUUAUAGAAAAAGCAAAAGCAUCAAAUGGCUGUGUGUUAGUGCACUGUUUAGCUGGAAUAUCUCGCUCUGCCACAAUUGCUAUUGCAUAUAUCAUGAAGAGAAUGGAUAUGUCCUUAGACGAAGCUUACAGAUUUGUGAAAGAAAAAAGGCCAACCAUUUCUCCCAACUUCAACUUUCUGGGCCAGCUUUUGGACUUUGAGAAAAAGAUCAAGAACCAGAGUGGUCAGCCUGCACAUAUUAGUAAGCUGAAACUUCUGCAUUUGGAAAAAAGCAGCGAGCACGUGCUGGUCCCAGAAGGUGGGCAGAGCAGCCUCUCCACUAACCAGCUCUGCAUUACUGCUACCUCCGAGAUCGUGGAACAGAAGCCGACGGACUGCGGCAGUGCACCAUGCGGGCACUUGUCCCCUCUGGAAGAUGGCCCACUGGUACAGGGCAUAAACGGACUGCACGUCUCCCUAGAUAAGGUGGAGGACAGCAACCGGCUGAAGCGCUCCUUUUCUUUGGAUAUCAAAUCUGUAUCCUACUCGGCAAGUAACAACUGUGUGACUGCAUCGGUUCAGGGCUUUGCCUCCUCCGAAGACACCCUGGAAUACUACAAACACGCGACUGCUUUAGAGGGCAGCAGCAAGUUGUGUCAGUUCUCCCCUGUCCAGGAGGUCUCGGAGCAGACCCCAGAAACCAGCCCUGACAAAGAGGAAGCAAACCCUCCCAAGAAACCCCAGAACACCUGGCAGCUGGAUAGCCAGAGCAAACGGCAACACCUGGGGAGAGCCAGCAGCAGUGCCACCACUCAGCGGUCACUCCUGUACCCCCUCCACCGGAGCGGGAGCAUGGAAGACAACUACCGAACAAACUUCUUGUUUGGUCUCUCCACCAGCCAGCAGCAUUUGGCGAAGUCUGCUGCUGGGCUGGGCCUCAAAGGCUGGCACUCGGACAUCUUGGCUCCUCAGACAUCGGCUACGUCCCUUACCAACAGCUGGUAUUUUGCAACUGAGUCCUCACAUUUCUACUCUGCCUCCGCCAUCUAUGGGAACAGCGCUGCUUACUCUGCCUACAGCUGUAGUCAGCUGCCCACAGGCUGUGACCAAGCCUGUGCUGUGCGCAGGAGGCCAAAGCAGGGUGAUCGAGGUGACUCCAGGCGCAGCUGGCAUGAGGAAAGCUCUUUUGAAAAGCAGUUUAAGCGCAGAAGCUGCCAGAUGGAGUUUGGGGAGAGCAUCAUGUCAGACAACAGAUCCAGAGAAGAACUGGGGAAAGUAGGCAGUCAGUCGAGCUUUUCAGGCAGCAUGGAAAUCAUUGAAGUGUCUUGAGGGGCAGCAAGCUUGUGUGACUCUAUUGGAGCUGCUUCCUCCUCCAGGCCGCUCCCCCAGCAUUUGAGAGGUCCCUGUAAAUCUGAAAAGAACGAACUUUGUGCAAAAAGGUGGGGGGGAAGGGAAGAAAUGUGAGGCUUCAGUGUGAACACAGUGAGUAGAUUAAUACAGCACAGAAAUGACAAGUGAGCAUCUGCCUGAGGAGAUCGAGUGUACCGCUCGGUUUUUCUCCUCCCCUUCCCUGGAGAAGGGCAGAACAUUUCAAAGAUCUUUCCCUGACAGAGGAAGCAAUUAUAUGCAAUGGAUUGCACAUCCUUUCAGUGGUUUUUAAAAAGGAAGCUCUCUUGGUAUCAAACCCUUUCUCUGGUUCCACUGAAACACGCUCCUACCCAUCGAAGCUAGUUUUGUUCUCCCCUCCUUGCGCCCCUCGUCUUCACCAGUGCACCUUAGCCCUGACACUGAGCCAACCUCUGGAGGGAGACCUUUUUCCCGUAAGAAGGGAGACCGGGAGCGAUUCCAAAGGAUGUAGGGACUGGUUACAGCAAGGCUGGUCUGAACACACAGUUCAGACAAAUGUAAAUACUGGUGUAACUAUUGUUCUAAUGGAUAGGCUUUAGGCGAUUCGCUAGAGAGCUGCUUCAGAGAAAAAAACCCCAGUACCUCAAAAAUAUAAAAAUAAACUAGGGCUUUAUGGCUGCCAGAUGCUGGUAGUCAGUUCAUAAGCAAUGUGAACAAGUAACGAUUAGCCACAUUUGAUUAUUUUUUUUUUUUUAAAGCUGUCUACGCACAAGUGUUUCAGUUGGCUCAGCAGCAGUUCUUAAAAAGACAAAUGAACCAUACUUAUGACUGUUUCCCCCAGUCUUUUGAACAUAAAAUAAGCAGUAUUUGUAUUUUUUUAUAUUAAGCUGGCUUCUGGGAGAGGGGUAGCUGCUUUGGCUUCUAAGCUAUAAUCGAGUGGUUAAUACUUAGGGUUACGCAAGAGAAGUGUGGCUGGUACAGAUC
This is a messenger RNA of Aptenodytes forsteri (emperor penguin), 3526 nucleotides long. RefSeq names its product dual specificity phosphatase 16 (gene DUSP16). The record is from RefSeq and is a predicted model, not a curated record. Gene Ontology annotation, molecular function: protein tyrosine/threonine phosphatase activity; MAP kinase tyrosine/serine/threonine phosphatase activity. Gene Ontology annotation, cellular component: cytoplasm; nucleus. NCBI's taxonomy places the organism in Eukaryota, Metazoa, Chordata, Aves, Sphenisciformes, Spheniscidae. The transcript has 9 exons. Gene Ontology annotation, biological process: protein dephosphorylation; negative regulation of MAPK cascade. The coding region runs from base 530 to 2524 and encodes 664 amino acids.